CUUGACAGGCGACAAUGUGGUAGAGGAGGUAGUCACAACGUUUGGUCAAGAUGCUGCAUCACCACAGCACUUUGCAUCUAUCGCUCAGAAGUUCGAACCUUACGAUUUACACGACUCAAGAAAAGGGCUGGCGGCAGAGGGAUGGAGCAGACGUCAUCAGCUGGCCACGAGUCACACAACCACAACCCAUUCCCAACUUCUUUUGUGAUUCUAGUCAUGUACAUCCACACCAUAUUCUCAGCGCGACCCGUCCUUUGGCACGUUACUAAAGUUCCAGUUUGGCGAAGACUGCCAGCCCGGCUCCCCAAUAUCCGCGGACGGAUUUGCAAACACAUCAGGUGCCGGAGUUACCUCUCUGGCGGGCACCUCGGAGCCUAUCGAUACUGUCGUCGGUGGCUGCAGUGUUCCUCUAGCUGACAGCUGGUCUUUCAGAUCCUGUCUGAACUGCUGGUUAGGCAUCCUCUUUUCUUCUGCGUGCUCUGAACACACACUCCUCUACGUCUCAUUGCAGGCUCGAGGCCUGACAAUGUUCAGCGUCUC
Didymella exigua CBS 183.55 is the source of this 540-nucleotide messenger RNA. RefSeq lists its product as uncharacterized. Bases 142 to 417 code for a protein of 91 amino acids. The transcript has a single exon. The record is from RefSeq and is a predicted model, not a curated record. Lineage: Eukaryota; Fungi; Ascomycota; Dothideomycetes; Pleosporales; Didymellaceae.